AUGUGUGCAGUCUAUAGCGACAUCAUCAACCAUCAACCAUCACUCUUUCCGGAACUCAUUCUUGACGCCCUCCAAUCUCAGUCUGGAGUCAUUUUAGGCGAAAAUAUACUGUUGCCCAAGUCCACUGCACAUGUGGUUCCACUUGUGCCGAGUACAAUAGGCAUAGUGCACGAGGUGGUGAACCCCGUUGGCGGUGGAGACGGUACCUCGACUAGCGUGGGCGCUGCUGAUGGAAUCCCAACACACCUCCCACAUAUUUCCCCCCCAAAACAACUCCUGGUUUUGCAUAUCUGCUAG
This is a messenger RNA of Penicillium hordei, 297 nucleotides long. RefSeq lists its product as uncharacterized. NCBI's taxonomy places the organism in Eukaryota, Fungi, Ascomycota, Eurotiomycetes, Eurotiales, Aspergillaceae. Bases 1 to 297 code for a protein of 98 amino acids. The transcript is spliced from 2 exons. The record is from RefSeq and is a predicted model, not a curated record.